UCUGUUAUUAAUUUUUUUGUUUCAAUUUUGCAGAAGCUGAAUAAAAACGAUAUAAGUUAUUUAACUGAUUCUCCUCUACGUUGAAAAAUCUACUAAGGAUAAAAGUACAAGCUUUUAAAUCUCUUUCAAAAAAGCAACAUCACAAAAACAAACGUUAUGAACAUCGCUAUUAGCAUUCUCGCAAUCCUGGCCGUCGUUCUCGUCUUGGCCCAUGACACAACUGCCCGACCAACUGCACAUACAACAGAGCAAGGCCUUUACUCACGACUUAUUUCCCGUCAACACGUCAGAACUUCAGCAAGAAAACGACACGCAGACAUCCGUAUCCAAUCUGAAAUUGCCCGCCGACACAACGAGAUUCGCAGGAUAGCCGCACUUAAUAACCUCGUAAAUCAACUCGAUACCAACAAGAUUUACAGCAUGAAGGCGAAUGAAGAGGUGCCCCCAUCGAGUGUCUACCCGACCCUGCCAGCGCACAGUACGGUUAACCCAGAGCUUUUGGCGCAGCUCAAUGGACAGAAGCUACCCGGAGGAGUCAAAAUCAAAGUAGUUCACGGUAAACAGCACCGUAGCGCAAGAAAUGGUUCGCCGGCCUCGCAAUUUCAUCGGCACAUGCGCGAAGCCCAGCAAGCUAUAACGUUGGCGAAGACCUGCAGAGAUAUGCAAGAAAUGAUCGCUAGAAACAACCUCCGCUUAAGAGUCAGGUGCCACAUGAGCGGAAGACACCACGGGCACGUGCCCUUGCCGACACAUGGCACCAAAGGAUUUUAAUCUAAUUCGUUUUAUUUACAUCUUCAAAUGAUAUUUCUGCCAAUCUAUAUGCUAUCUGAAGUUGUAGGUUUUAUUCAUAUAUAUCACGCUUUACAUUCGGUGGCUUAUAGAUGUUGCAAUGCCAAGGUGUUUAUUAAGUUUUCUAUUCGUUGUUAAGUGUUUUUCCUUCGCUAAAUUCGUCUUUCCUUUUACUUGUCCAUGAUUACAAUUUUGCAUAAGAUAAAGGCUCGCCGAUAA
This is a messenger RNA of Ciona intestinalis (vase tunicate), 1008 nucleotides long. RefSeq lists its product as uncharacterized. Lineage: Eukaryota; Metazoa; Chordata; Ascidiacea; Phlebobranchia; Cionidae. The record is from RefSeq and is a predicted model, not a curated record.